UGUCAUGGCUGACUCACUUUCGAGGAUAUCAUUCUAGCAAGUGUACGACAACAAACGAUGCCACAGUUAGGUCAGUAGUUGUGUAUAUUGUAAAUUAACGUGUGGGAUGUCGUCGAGUGAGCAGCAGAGUUAAAGCCGAUGUGCGGCUGUGACAACGAGACGUAAUAAAGAGUGUUUUCGCGAGUGUAGUACAUUCGUGAAACGAAACGAUGAACGGGUUAAGUUUAAGCGAACUAUGUUGCCUAUUUUGCUGCCCGCCCUGCCCUUCCAGGAUUGCCGCCAAAUUAGCGUUUCUACCCCCGGAGCCGACCUACAGCUUCAUCGAGGACGAGGGCUCCAAAUACACGAUUUCGCUCUCCGACAGAGCAGAAUGGCAGUACUCGGAGAGAGAAAAGGAGUCCAUGGAGGGUUUCUAUGCCAGGACGUCUCGAGGAAAUCGCAUAGCCUGUCUCUUUGUUCGAUGCUCGGCAACCGCGAGAUUCACGAUUCUCUUCUCCCACGGCAAUGCCAUCGACUUGGGCCAGAUGUCCAGCUUCUAUUUGGGCCUUGGCUCAAGGAUCAAUUGCAACAUAUUCAGCUACGAUUACUCCGGGUACGGCGUCUCCGGAGGCAAACCCUCGGAGAAGAAUUUGUAUGCUGAUAUUGAUGCUGCUUGGCAUGCUCUCCGAACUCGAUACGGUAUCAGCCCUGAAAAUAUUAUCCUCUAUGGGCAAAGUAUUGGUACCGUUCCCACAAUCGACCUAGCAUCCAGGUACGAGGUCGGAGCUGUUGUUCUCCAUUCGCCUCUCAUGUCUGGUAUGCGAGUCGCAUUUCCGAAUACAAAGAGGACUUGGUUCUUCGAUGCCUUUCCGAGUAUAGAUAAAGUGCCGAAAGUGACAUCGCCCGUACUGGUUAUUCACGGAACUCAAGACGAAGUCAUAAAUUUCAGUCAUGGACAAGAAAUAUAUGAGAGAUGUCCAAGGGCUGUUGAACCCUUAUGGGUUGAGGGUGCUGGUCACAAUGAUGUGGAAUUGUACAACCAGUAUUUAGAGCGUCUGAAGCAAUUUGUGAGUGUGGAAUUGGUGAACUGACGGCGACUCAGCCUCUCCCAGAGUCAGGGAGGGCAGGGAGUUGGUCUCACACAUGUCAAUAGUCAGGUACAAUCUAUUUCAAAUAACUCCAACACAAUCAGCUCCAUCUCGACCAGCUCGCCUACCGAAAAGCUCGUAUAGCAAUCACCUUCCGCAGGGGAGAUCGUCACACUCCCCUGUGACGGAGACCCCUCGCCAGUAUCCAAUGACGAGGCUAUACUUUUCCCC
Messenger RNA from Belonocnema kinseyi, 1298 nucleotides. Its product is annotated as alpha/beta hydrolase domain-containing protein 17B. Gene Ontology annotation, cellular component: endosome membrane; plasma membrane. Gene Ontology annotation, molecular function: palmitoyl-(protein) hydrolase activity. Gene Ontology annotation, biological process: protein depalmitoylation. Lineage: Eukaryota; Metazoa; Arthropoda; Insecta; Hymenoptera; Cynipidae. The record is from RefSeq and is a predicted model, not a curated record. The transcript is spliced from 3 exons. Bases 210 to 1070 code for a protein of 286 amino acids.